Molecule: messenger RNA, 890 nt
Organism: Pyrus x bretschneideri (Chinese white pear)
Lineage: Eukaryota; Viridiplantae; Streptophyta; Magnoliopsida; Rosales; Rosaceae
Product: cyclic phosphodiesterase
Exons: 3
Coding region: 113-685 (190 amino acids)
Biological process (GO): cyclic nucleotide metabolic process
Molecular function (GO): 2',3'-cyclic-nucleotide 3'-phosphodiesterase activity
Source: RefSeq, a predicted model, not a curated record
UAGAAUGAGCAAAUCAAUACCCAAAAAAACAAAAAAAAAAUCAUCCCCAAAAUCCUAGCAAGUGUUAGACCCUUGGGCUUCUCUCCUCCUCUUCAUCCACUCCUCAGUUUCCAUGGCAGACCCACUAACCGCAUCUACUGCAGCGGAAGUAAAGAACGUCUACUCGGUGUGGGCCCUCCCGCCGGAUAACGUGGCCGCCAGGCUGAAGAAGGUGAUGCAGGGCCUCCGUGCCGAGUUCGGUGGUCCACAGUUCGAGCCCCACAUCACCGUGGUGGGGGCCAUCAGCCUGACUCUGGACGACGCCCUCGCGAAGUUCCGAUCGGCUUCUGAGGGCCUCAAGGCCUACGACGCCAAGGUUGAUCGCGUGGCCACCGGCACCUUCUUUUACCAGUGUGUUUUCCUCCUCAUAAAUCCGACCCCUCAGGUGGUGGAAGCUAGUGCUCACUGCUCUGGCCGUUUCGGUUUCAAAACCUCAACCCCGUAUAUGCCACAUUUGAGCAUCCUUUACGGAGAUCUGACCGACGAAGAGAAGAAGAAGGCGCAAGAAAAAGCUAACACUCUUGACGAGAGCAUUGCCGGCCUGAGCUUCCCCGUUACUCGCCUUGCAUUGUACAAAACCGACACCGAAGAUAUAACUCUCAAAUCCUGGGAGAAGAUUGCUGAGUGCACCCUCGAAUCGAAUUAGUUCUCUUACUGCGUGUUUAUGAUUAAGCUUGUAAUCAGGUUCUGUUUCUGUGUCCCUGUCAUCUCUUGAUCAAGAACAUUAACAAGUUGGAGGUUUUGUUGUAAUGUCAAUUGUCAAGGGCUCAAAGCUGUCACAGAGGAUGGGGCUUUUUAAGUAAACGCUUGGUUUGGUGAUCACUAAUCCACUAUGGUUUUAAUAUGUUCCA